CUGGCACCGACCAUGUUCCCAAAACGACACCGCUUCUUGAUCAAUUAUGUAACCCAACCCAACUAACCUCUCUUCCUACCUGUCGGUCUUUUUCAUCUUCUCCCCCACAGAGAUUCAGAUUGUGAUGUAAGAGAUCUUCAAGCGAGCGCGUCUCUCAUUUCCCUCCUUUCUUCAGCGAUCGGAAACCUUAAAUUCUGAUUCAUCCAUUCAUUUGCAUCAAUCUCUUCUUUGGAUUCGGCCAUGGCGCGCCGUUUCUCGAUUCUCUUUUUCUUGUUUCUGAUCACGUUCUCAUUCGCUGCCGCCGAUGACGCCUCAAUGGACGACGAUUCGUCUCCUAAAACUCCUGGCUGUAGUAAUAAAUUUCAGUUGGUCAAGGUCAAGAACUGGGUCGAUAAUGUUGAAGGUGAAAGUUUUUCUGGGUUAACUGCAAGAUUUGGGUCGUUAUUGCCUUCUGAUGUUGAAAAGGGGCAUAAACUUACUGCUGUUUUUGCAAAUCCAGCAAACUGCUGUUCAAAUUCUUCUUCCAAGAUAUCUGGUUCAGUUGUCUUGUCUUCACGUGGUGAUUGCGCCUUUACUACUAAAGCAGAAGUGGCACAGUCAGGAGGUGCUGCUGCCUUGAUUGUGAUAAAUGACCAAGAAGAUCUUUACAAGAUGGUUUGUUCUGAAAACGAUACUUCUCUAAAUAUCUCUAUUCCUGUUUUGAUGAUUCCAAAGUCAAGAGGAGAUGCUCUCAACAAAUCCCUUGUAAACAAAAAAAGAGUUGAGCUGUUAUUAUAUGCACCAAAUCGUCCAGAUAUAGACUUCUCAGUAAUUUUAUUAUGGAUAAUGGCUGUGGGAACAAUUAUUGUUGCUUCACUUUGGUCUGAAAUUACAAAUGAGCAUACUGACGAACGCUAUAAUGAAAUAUCACCAAAGGAAUCUCUUAGCAUCCCAUCAGAUGGAGAUGAUUCUGAGAAGGAAGUCCUUGAUAUCAGUGCAAAGGGUGCUAUAGUUUUUGUUUUUACAGCGUCCACUUUUCUGGUUUUACUGUACUUUUUCAUGUCAUCUUGGUUUGUCUGGCUGCUAAUUGUUCUCUUCUGCAUUGGUGGUGUUGAGGGAAUGCAUAAUUGUAUUGUAACACUGGUGUUGGGGAAAUGUAGAAAUUGUGGUCAGAAGAAAGUGAAAUUCCCUCUGUUUGAUGAGGUUUCUAUUCUAUCACUUGUGGUCUUACUGUUCUGUGUGGCAUUUGCUGUUGUCUGGGCUGUAUAUAGGCAGGCCUCAUAUUCGUGGGUUGGCCAAGAUAUUCUUGGUAUCUGUUUGAUGAUAACAGUUUUGCAGAUUGCUCGAUUACCUAACAUCAAGGUUGCUUCUGUACUUCUUUGUUGUGCAUUUGUUUAUGACAUCUUUUGGGUCUUUCUAUCACCGUUAAUAUUUCACGAAAGUGUUAUGAUUGCGGUUGCUCGAGGUGACAACAGUGGUGGAGAAUCCAUUCCCAUGCUUUUGAGAGUACCCCGAUUAUUUGACCCUUGGGGUGGCUAUGAUAUGAUUGGAUUUGGGGACAUUCUGUUUCCUGGUUUGCUGAUUUCUUUUGCUCGCAGAUAUGACAAGGCAAACAAGAAAGGUUUAUUAAAAGGAUAUUUUCUUUGGUUAACGAUUGGCUAUGGAAUUGGUCUAUUCCUCACAUACCUAGCUUUAUAUCUAAUGAACGGGCAUGGGCAACCGGCACUCCUCUAUCUCGUUCCUUGUACACUAGGACUCAUUGUUGUCUUGGGUCAGAAUAGAGGGGACUUGAAGGAUCUAUGGAACUACGGCGGAGAAUCAUCCUCCCAUCAAACUUCUCUUCCAGAAGCUUGAAUGACCGCAAAAGAUCUAUAGAAGAAGCUUAAGAUGUGUUGCAGCUGUGUGGCUCGACCUUCUUCUUGCAAGGUAUUUUGGGUAAAAUUAGCACAAAAAAAUGGUGGUAAAAAGAGCCGCAGGGAUGUACAAUAAAACCCAAGUUAGCUUUAGAAUAUGAUUAAUUCGAUCAUGUAAAUGGCCUUUGUAUCUAUUGAAUGCAGGCCAUUUCCUCUAUGCAUUCUCGACACCCAUCUAUUUUGUAUUAUGCAUCAGAGUGAAAUGAAAUUCUCGGAGAAGUUUUACUUUUCUUCUA
Molecule: messenger RNA, 2128 nt
Organism: Mangifera indica (mango)
Lineage: Eukaryota; Viridiplantae; Streptophyta; Magnoliopsida; Sapindales; Anacardiaceae
Product: signal peptide peptidase-like 2
Exons: 14
Coding region: 241-1833 (530 amino acids)
Biological process (GO): membrane protein proteolysis
Cellular component (GO): lumenal side of endoplasmic reticulum membrane; cytoplasmic side of endoplasmic reticulum membrane; Golgi-associated vesicle membrane
Molecular function (GO): aspartic endopeptidase activity, intramembrane cleaving
Source: RefSeq, a predicted model, not a curated record